AAAGGAACAAGAGUUGGAAGAAGACGCCAUGUUUCAAAGAAUUCGAGAAUGGAUUUCGCUGAAAAAUUACCAAUAUCAAGUGACUACAGGUAUCUAUAUGCUUGAGCCUUGGGAGAGAACAAUAUUUAAUGCAACAUUGGUGACAAUCCUGGGGAUGUCUGUGUACUCGACAUAUGCUUAUUUACCGGCUUAUAUUCACAAUGUUCUUGUCUACUUUGGUUAUAUUAAUGACACAUAGUAUGACGACUUUGUCACAGAGACACUGAGAGUGACUGAUGAAAUUCAAGGGAAGGGGAUUUUUCUUGUAAAUUCAGAUCAAUUCAAGAUCAGCUUGGUACCAAGAUCAAGAAACUAUAGUAUAAUACAAUCUACUCCAUGGAAUAAAGAUGAGACCAAAGAAACCUACUGGAGAUAAUCACAAAAAAAAAUGUAGACAAGAUGUUAACCUAAAAGGAAUUUUUCUCACUUUGUUUACAAAAUGCAGCAGCUUACAAACAUUAUGAUAAUCAUGACAAAUAUAGAAACGUUGUAUAUUUCAAGUUGAAUACCUCAAAGGAGUGUGUUAACUUUGCAUAAAAUAAAAUGCUGUACACUA
Orbicella faveolata is the source of this 595-nucleotide messenger RNA. Its product is annotated as serine palmitoyltransferase small subunit A-like. The record is from RefSeq and is a predicted model, not a curated record. Lineage: Eukaryota; Metazoa; Cnidaria; Anthozoa; Scleractinia; Merulinidae.